Molecule: messenger RNA, 7074 nt
Organism: Amyelois transitella
Lineage: Eukaryota; Metazoa; Arthropoda; Insecta; Lepidoptera; Pyralidae
Product: ATP-binding cassette sub-family A member 2
Exons: 32
Coding region: 143-5149 (1668 amino acids)
Biological process (GO): lipid transport; transmembrane transport
Cellular component (GO): intracellular membrane-bounded organelle; membrane
Molecular function (GO): ATP binding; ABC-type transporter activity; lipid carrier activity
Source: RefSeq, a predicted model, not a curated record
AGUGUCAGACAUCAUUCGCUUGAUCAGUCAGUCGGUCGGGGCGGCUGACGUUUGAUACUUUUUAUUCCAUAAAUUUGUUUUCAUAAAACGUAUGUACUCGAUGUAAGAGUGUAUUAUUUCAAAUGAUCUAAUUAACGAUAUUAUGCCUUCUCCGUCGAGGAGCAAUUUUCUGAUUUCACCUCAGCCUAAUAUCCCUCAAACAAAAAUGGGUCGAACUUUGUUAGUGUUACUGUGGAAACAUUUAACCGUGCGUCGAAGACAAUACAUUAGUACGCCUGCAGAAUUCUUAUUACCGACUCUUUUCUUUAUAAUUAUGUUCUUCACGAGAGGCCUUUUCAUUGACUUUAGCACGCCGGAUGUAGACCUCAACUCAAGUCAAAUAGUGCAAUAUUCGGCGCCCAUUCAUGUAGAGAGACUGACGAAGCCCGACGUUGUAGUAUACUAUCCACAAAAUAACAACACAGAUCAAUUGAUGAAAAUGGUCGGGAAGUCAUUGCAGUUGAAACCUAUGCCUUUUUAUGACGGUGACAGAAGAGGUUAUUUCGGUAUCAAAGAUGAGACCACUAUCACUGAAUAUCUGAAGAACUUUAAACAGUACACACAUGCAUUUGUGAAGUUUCAGAACAUGGACGGCGGAUUACCAAUGAAUCUUAACUACACGAUCAGAAUUAAGACGGACUUUCUGACGCAUAUAUACGAAGCCUUGGACGACGACAUUGGACCGCACAAGAUGUUUGGUAUGGAGUACGAAGAGUUCGUGCGACUUCAGUGGUCAAUAGAUACCGCGUAUUUGGAACUCCUUACCGGUAGUCAGGUGGCACAGAACGUAUCAAUCCAAGAGUUUCCGUACGUGAGGUCCAAGGGCGCGUCUUCCAUCAGCGUCGUGGUGCUGAUGCUGAACGUGGGCGUGUACCUGUCGCUGGCCAUCACCUUCGUCUUCGUCAUGAUCAGGCUGAUUGAGGAACGAGCGUCUGGGAUUCAGGAGCUAAUCAAAAUGGUCGGCGUGACGACCCAAACCCUGGGCCUUUCACACUGCAUCAACUUUCUACCAGGAGCCGUGGUAUUCUCCGUGGUGGGUGCGUCGCUGCUGGUGGGCAGCGCGACCCCACUGCUGGGCCACUCCAACUGGCUGCUCGUGUGGCUGUUCCUGUUCCUGCAUUUCAUAUCUAUAGUCGCAUUGUCGUUCGCUGCCAGCUAUAUAACUGAUAAUACCCAACACAUCAACGGCCUAGCUGUUUUCCUGUACAUAGUAGCUUUGCUGCCCUCCAACCAGCUGUCCAAUAGGAAAGUCCCGGCCGGCCUGAUACCCAUCACGGGGUUCUUACCGGGCGUGCCCGCCGCGUGGUUCUACACGGAACUGUCUGUUUUGGAACAGUUUGGUACCGGCUUGACAUUCUCAACGAUGCUCUCAUCGCAUUCAGGCCAAUCGCUCUCAAUGGCGAUGGUGUACAUAUUCCUGUUGGUGCAAAUCUCUUUGUACUUUAUGAUUGCCUGGUACCUGAGUCUAGUGCGGCCGGGAAAGUACGGCACUGCGUUACCAUGGGACUUCCUCUUUCGGAGAGAUUACUGGACGAAAAACGAAGUGCAUCCAGACUACGCGGUAGACGAGUCACAGGAACGGGAGAAGAUAUCUGGUGAGCCGAGAUAUUUCGAGCCGCUGCCGGCCAACAGCGAAGUGGGCAUCGAGAUCGACAACGUGUCUAAGACUUUUGCAAACGUCCGCGCUCUGAGCAACAUCACUCUGCCCGUUCUCAAAGGAGAGAUAACGGUAUUGCUGGGACACAAUGGAGCCGGGAAGACUACGCUCAUGUCGAUUGUAACAGGCAUGAUGACGGCUAGCCAGGGCGGGGUGUACGUGAACGGGCUAGACACAGUCACCCAGCAGCAAGCGGUGCGCAGCCAGCUCGGCUUCUGUCCGCAACACAACCUGUUCUUCAAGGACUUAACCGUGUUGGAACAUGUCCAGUUCUUCGGUUUGCUGAAAGGCACAAUGCCGUGGAACCGUUGCACAAAGGCCGCCUUAGACCUACUCGACCAACUUGGCCUCGAACAGAAGGCGCAUUGUUUGAGCGGCCAACUGUCGGGCGGUAUGAAGAGGAGACUCCAAUUGGCCUGCGCAUUGGCCGGGGACGCCAAUGUGCUGGUUCUGGAUGAACCCACUGCUGGGUUAGAUGUGGAGACUCGCAGAAGUCUGUGGGAUCUCUUGCUGUCCCUCCGUUCCGGGCGUACAGUUCUUCUGUCCACCCAUUUCAUGGAGGAGGCGGACGCUUUGGGGGAUCGCGUGGCGGCCCUGCAACGCGGAGUCCUACGCUGCCACGCAACGCCUAUGCAUUUAAAAAAAGAAAUCGAUACCGGCUACCGUCUCUCGAUCACGCUAAAACCAAACACGUCGCAAUCCGCCGCCGCGCUCGACGUAUCCAGUGUGAUCGCGUCCUUACUGCCGCAAGCGACGCAACUCGCCGAGUGCGGGGUUCGAACCUUGGCCUUCAAUCUGCCGAGCCGGGAGAGCGACAAGUUCCCCGGGUUGUUUAAGAAGUUGGAGGAGAAAAGGGAUGGGUUGGGAAUAGAGUCGAUUGGAGUGGGAGUUUCAACUUUGGAGGAAGUGUUUUUGAAACUGUGCAAUGACGCUGCCCCUGUGGAGGAAGAAGAUGAAGUUGACGCUACGCUGCAAGAUGACAUUGUGACUCGCCGCUUGUCUGGUGUCAAGCUAAUGUUGAGCCAGAUAUCGGCACUUUUAGUACGACAAAUGAGAUACUCUAGGUCUUCAUGGAAAAUGUUCCUGCUCACGCAAAUAAUACUUCCAAUCGUCAUGCUGUUCCUUGUGACCCGGCUCGUCAACGACGUAGACUAUCAGACCAGAGACCGCAACAGUCCCCUGGCAUUGAACCUGGACGUUUACAAGGAUAUGGACGACAGGAGAGUGCUGUACCGGGGCGAUGUGCCGAAGGGGAAAUCGACGAGUGGACUUCAGUACAUCAAUACCGAUAAUAUAAGUCAAACUCUCGUAAAAGCGUGUGAAGAUGACAAAUUUAUAUACAACAAGUACUUGUUCGGCAUUGAAUUGAACGAUACCAACGCCGUGGUCCACUACACAACAACAGUACGUCACGCCUUACCGGUAGCCGUCAAUACUUUGAGUAACGCUAUAGCGUCCAUCUUGUCAGUGGGAACUGUCAGUAUAACCACAGUCAACCAUCCGAUAAAUGGUGAUGUUUCCAAGGAGAAUAUGAAGUUGAAAGAGCCAAAAUCACAGACUUUGACCAUCAUGUGGGCCGUAUGCGUAGCUUUCUUGAUCCAAACAACUCUACUCCAAGUAUUGGUGCUGCCGUGCAAAGAACGUAUAUCGCGCACGCGCCACAUCCACAUAAUGUCCGGUUGCGGGCCGGAACUGCACUGGGUGACGUCACUGCUGUACCACGUGACCAUCAGCUGUCUGGUGCUAGUGCUGCCAUCUGUGUUGUUCGCGGCCACCCUCGAUAAAAACCACACGAUAAACCAGCCUGAUGUCAUGUUUCCCCUGGUCCUAGUGCUCUUCUCCGGCUGCCUGGCCUUCAUCGCGAUGUCGUUCCUCACCAGCUUCAUGAUGGCCAACAAGGCCGCGGCCACCGCUUUGUUCGGCUUCGUAUUUCUGUUCUCCAUCAUAACACCUUCAAUGAAAACCGCUUGCGUCAUGGACACGUCGGGUUCCUGCGAUUAUUAUUCGCCGAUACUGACAUUGUUGUCGUAUACAAUGACGCCGCAAACGUUCGUCGAGGCGAUGGCGAGGCUGGGUAGCGUGGCGAGGCUCAACGCCUACUGCGAACUCAACUCGGACAGGUGUCCGCAUUUGUACGUCAACGAUAAUGGCUUCGAUACGGAGAGGUGUUGCGUUCUAAAACAGCACCCACGACCUUACUUCGCUUUCGACGACUAUUCACCCCUCAGCUAUAUGGUGGCUCUCUUCGUUCAGUUCAUUGUCAUAAUGCUCCUUGUGUUUCUGCUGGAGCGUGGUAUACUGCAAAGGCUGCGUGACCGCUGUUUGACCUUGAAAUACGUAUCGGAGGAAGUCCCGAAGGAUGAUAUACUGCUGAAGGAAAAAGAAUACGUCGACGAAGCAAUCGCUCGUCCCCGCGGCGACGCGUUGCUGAUAUCCAGCGUCCACAAGCGGUACCAGUCGCUCGCUUGCGGCCGCGGCGUAAGCGCAGUGCGCGGUGUAAGCUUCGCUGUGCACGAAGGCGAAUGUUUCGGCCUGGUGGGCGUGAACGGCGCCGGCAAAUCCACCACGUUCAAGAUGAUGACGUGCGAGACGUUCCCCACGCGCGGCCGCAUCGUGGCCAACGACCAGCCGCAACGAGUGUUCGAUAACUCCAAGUAUCUGAACGGGCUCGGUUACUGUCCCCAAUUCUUCGGCAUGGACGAGUUCCUAACUGGCCGACAGAACUUGGAGCUGCUGCUGAAGCUGGACGGACUUUCUGCAGAGGACGCCAGCAAGGAGGCCGUCAGGUGGCUCGAGCUGAUUGAUUUGAUGAAGUAUGCAGACCGGCCAAUGAGCUCGUACAGCGGCGGGUGCGCGCGGCGCCUGAGCAGCGUGGGCGCGCUGGCCCGCCGCGCCGCGCUGUCGCUGCUGGACGAGCCCACGGCCGGAGUGGACGUGGCGGCCAGGCGGCAGCUGUGGCGCGCCGUGCGGGCGGCCCGGGCGCAGCGCACGCGGGCGGGCAGGAAGCGGGCCGUGCUCAUCACGUCUCACAGUAUGGACGAGAUGGAGGCUUUAUGUUCUCGCGUGGGCAUCAUGUCUGCCGGGACAUUGGCAGCGUUGGGAUCCCCUGCAGCACUAAGAGCCUCUCACCACACCGGUCUGGUAGUCUUCAUCAAGAUCAGAGACACUAGCGCCGCCCCGCGGGAAGGGACUGACGUGACGGAUAGCCCCAAUCUCGAUUUGAAGCGUCUGAAAGAAACCUGUUUACGAUACCAGUGGAUACCCAAAGAUGAGCAUAAGACUAUGCUCAACUACCACGUGGACAAAGGUCUCAGGCUACAGUACAGUGAAUUGUUCACCAAACUUGAAGAACUCAGGACCACUUACCCGGCCCUGGUGGAAGACUACGCUGUCACAGAAACCACUCUCGAGGAAGUGUUCCUGUCUUACGCCAAAGAGAAGGAGAACGUUUAGAAACAGAUAAGUGGGCCGUUGUAUUUAGUACAGGUCACUCUUAAUUUAUAUAUAUACAGGGUCACUGGUAACAAACGCAACACCCUUUACAUACUUACUCGGACAAUUAUACUGAACAACUUUGUCUUGGAAAAUCAUUAAAAGUUCUAUUCAUUUUGUCGCUGUAGGUGAUUAAUUUUAUAUGUAACAGCUGAUCCUUUUUUCGCAAUUUCACUGUCACCCCCAUAGAAAAAGUUGUUCCUGUAUAUAAAUUUAAGAAUGACAGAUAAGUGACCUAUAUUAUGUAUUAAAUAUUGCUGAAAGACGAUUGAGUGUCAUCGAUUGGUUAAAAAUUAUGGAUCUGACCAAUCUGUCACAUUGCUUAGUUACGUACAGUAGGCUACAUAGAAAAGUGUACCUUUGAAACAUAAGGUGGUGUACAUUUCUAAAUGGUUCACUGUACGCUUUUAUAUCUUUGAAAAUCUAGUAAUGUAUUUUUUGCUAUUUGAAAUAGGGUCCUCAAAAAUCUUUUGUAUUUACAUAGUUGAUGGUGAUAUUAUUAUCAUAUAGGUAUUAAUCGUACGAUUUGAUAAGACUGGUUCACAAGCAUUUUGGACUACACCUAUUGGAGAAAUUCAUCCCAUUUGCAUAUUUCAGUUCAAAUCCGUCCCGUGUCUCAUUUCGUCACAUCUACUAAACUUGAGCAUUUCAAAUCGUCUCAUGCGCAUCUCGAUUUAUACUUAAAUAUCACAUAAUAAACCAACUCUAAAGGUGAAAGCACCCGUGUGAAUAUUGGAUAAAAUCAAUUUAAAAGAUCUUGGCUUACGUACAUAAGUUUAAAUAUUGUAUUUAUAAGUUAAUGCUUGCUUUUGGUACUGGCUAGAAACAGAAUUUAUAAGAACAAAUCUUAUUAUAUCCUUUAUUAAGUUAAAAAAUUCGCAAAGAGAUUUAUUUAUUCUUUUUUUUAUCAGUAUGUAUAAGUUAUAUGUUAGAGAUAAAGUGCAUACUGCAUAUUUUUGUAUUAUUAGAUGCACAAAUGUUUAUUCUUGUACGUUUUUUUUUUGUGACACUUAAAUAGUUAUCCGCUUAUGUUUUAAAUGAGUAAGAAUAUUAUCUGUACCUUCAUUAUUUUUAGCUUUAUAAGUACGCUCAAAGCGGCCAUUAUUUUACGUAGCACGUUGUAUAAUACAAGUAUAACUUUGUAUAAAUUAAAUAUUGGCAAAACCACAAGAAAAGAUGUUCACUGCCAAUCGAUUGGUCUAAAAAUAGUUUUAUUUUUAUGUUUUCACAGUGUAUUCAAUAAAAAUUAUUAUUGCAAAGGUUGCAAUACUUUUAAAUAACUACUCAUAUAUUUAUCAGGCUUAGAAAGCAAAGUGAUUCAGUGCAUUUUUGAUUGCUUACACGAAUAGUUUUAUUAUUUUUAACGCGUUUGCGCGUGCGCACGCGCGCCUACUUUUAUAUCGCGCGAAUAACUGCCGCUGUCGCGUUUCACGUUACGUCACUGUACUGUCACGUGUCAUGCUACAGUGGCUGAUUGUAUGUUGAUUGAUAGUACUUACUGGGCCAAGUCUCACUAACACCAUGGUUUCGUGGGUGAUUUUAUUUUUCAUGUAAUUUCGACACAAUCACACAAUAUCUAGCUCACGUGAUAUGAGCAAUAUUAUUAGUAUUUAGUCGGUUCGUUAAAACACGGAAACAAAUUUGCACAUUCCACAUAUUUUUAAUUUGUAUUUUUGUUUUGUACUCUACAAUUACUACUUUAUUCUUUAAGAUUUUUGACGUUUGAUGAAGUUGCAAAUUUACAUUUAUUUUAGUUUUUAAGUCGGCGUUUAAAUCCAAAGCUGAUCACAAUAUUAUAGAUGCAUAGUAAUUUUCAGUUUAGUUUCAGUUUAAAUGUUAAGUGUGUAACACAACUGUAUUCUUCUUAAAUAAAAUGACUGAAUGUA